GAACGCAUCUCGAACCCGGCACAACGAGUAAACCCCCAAUUCGCCGACAGCUUGGGACACACGACACAGAGGCGGCCGAAUCGACUCGACUGCGAAUAUUUCUCGCUUCCGAACCCCACCUCGGACGUCGAACAUCGCAACCCGAUCCCCCUACCCCGACCUAAACACGCGAAAACAGCGGACGGGGAAUCGUUUUAUUCUCUGCCCAUCAUGCCGCAGGAUAUGCCGCCCGUUGGCGGCUACCAGGCCGUCCAGUACAAGCGCAACCUCCCCGCGCGAGGGUUCCGACCCGCCACCCUCCUCGUCGGCGCGGGCCUCAUCAUGACCUACGGGUGGUACAGGCUGGUCAUUGGGAUCCGCGAGCAAAACGAGUACGCCCGCGAGAAGAUGUGGAGCCGCAUCCACCUGAUCCCCGUGCUGCAGGCCGAGGAGGACCGCGACCUCGUCCGCCGCCACCUGGCCGACCAGGCGCGCGAGAAGGAGCUCAUGGGCGAGAACUUCAAGGUCUACCAUGGCGAUAGAUACGUCCGCCCGACAUUCGCUGUCACGCCCAGCGACCGGUCAAAAUAGAUUGGCGGAAGGAAGUGGAGUGGAGUGGAGCGGGAGUUGAACGGGCCUGGAAGCCUACAACGGUGCCUUCUACGUCUACCGGAAGAGGUCUGGGAGGAUGGGGAUUAGUUGCCCGGGGGUAGGAAUCCGGCUGGGUUGUUUGUAUAUACGUACGGCUGAUUGACUGGGAGAAUAGGCCCAUGGAAUGGAAUUUCUGUGAAAAUGAAGAGGAAAAGAAGCUGAAGGAUCUUGGUCCUGAUUUGUUGACGUCUGAACAAAUACCUUGCUCAUUGUUGAAGGGGGUCGUCGAAUUACCAAAUCACCAGAUCGGCAAAUACAGGAGGACUCGGCACGUACAACACACUCACAGCAGCGAAGGCAAGGUCUCAGGACAAGAAGCAUUGUCAUAAUUACUGUCCAUACGGUUAUCGUUACAACCAACCAACCGUUC
Phialemonium atrogriseum is the source of this 1000-nucleotide messenger RNA. RefSeq names its product GRIM-19. Lineage: Eukaryota; Fungi; Ascomycota; Sordariomycetes; Cephalothecales; Cephalothecaceae. The record is from RefSeq and is a predicted model, not a curated record. The transcript has 4 exons. The coding region runs from base 211 to 570 and encodes 119 amino acids.